Molecule: messenger RNA, 2594 nt
Organism: Pezoporus occidentalis (night parrot)
Lineage: Eukaryota; Metazoa; Chordata; Aves; Psittaciformes; Psittacidae
Gene: PGPEP1
Product: pyroglutamyl-peptidase I
Exons: 4
Coding region: 1223-1855 (210 amino acids)
Biological process (GO): proteolysis
Cellular component (GO): cytosol
Molecular function (GO): pyroglutamyl-peptidase activity
Source: RefSeq, a predicted model, not a curated record
GAUCCAGGCAGGAGAUGAGGCAGAGGAGCAGUAGCCCACGGUGGUGUUGGUGCCCGUUCACUUUGGAGCAGGAGGGCUCCGUUCUGUGUACGGGCACCUGUAGGAUUCCAGCCUUCCCGUGGCUGGAUUGUUAGGAGGAGCUGGAUGUGUUUGGAUUCCAUUGGGUUCAGGCUCUCAUGGUUUCUUUAGCAAGGAGCCUUUGCAGGUCCUGCUUGUGCCUGGACAUCACUGACUUGCAGAACCACCCGAGAAGGGGUUCAGUGCUUGGACUUGUUCACCUCUGCUGCAGUCGUAGCUUGUCUUGGGAACACUGGAGGUUUGCUCCCAGGAAAACCCCGACGUUUGGAUCUUGUGGAAACCUUCAGCACGUUCCUUUUGGGCAGAUAUCGACAUGGGUUUGACUGUAAGAGCCCCAUGAGUGUGGAUGAGCCUACCCCGUGCAAACCCUGCGUGCGGCGUAACCUCAGCCCUGCCAUUGAGAGCAAAUAGAACGUUUCCAUUAAUGUGUCACAUAAUAUUUGUGGUCCCUCUCAAAGCCUUUCAGGAGUUAGGCACAAUUUAUGUCUCUUAAUGGCAGGAGGCUCCCAGGGAAGCUCUGACAGUUCAGAUUAAAGCGUAUCGACGUUGUGCCCAGAUGAAUUGCCCAACCUUUGUGUGCUUGCUCAGGAGGAGAUGUUGGGGGUUACUGGUUAACUCUGAGUUGCUCAUUAGGAAAUCAAGAUGUGGCGAGUAAAUGGCAUUGAUAACGUUAUCAUAACCUUUCCUGCUUGCUGGAGGUGAGUGUCCAGAGAGCCCGUUUCCUCCUAAGGCAGAACUAAUGCUGGCAGAGAUCAUGGUGAAGAUCUGAAUAACUCUUUGAACCAGGCUUGUCUCCAUUUGUGGAAGCAUUUGCUGUGGCCUAAACCAAUCAGGAAUAGGAAAUCCAAUCAGGAUUCUAAUUCUGUGACAUCAGGGAACUUCUCUGUUUGGACCAAGUUCUUCCAAGCUGGUCAAGGAAGGGGAAAAUCCACUUGCCCCAGUGUCUGCUAGGGAAAAAGGAGUUUCUUUUGAGGCAAGCUCAGAGUACAAGGUGUACGGUUCAGUCAUGGCUGUGGAGGUCUCUUAGUGCUUGGAUGGAAGGUAAAUAAGGCUCGGGCAUUAGAAGUGGGCUUUCUUUCAGGCUCUCUAUACCAGGAAAGCACAGAACCAUUUUGCACCUUUCACUUGAGUCAAACCUGUUGGGAUGACUUCACCACUGUGGCUUUUUCCUUCUCUUGCAGGGUUUGGUCCGUUUGGAGAGCACGCUGUUAACGCCAGUUGGAUUGCAGUUCAGGAGUUGGAGAAGCUGGGGCUGCGAGAUGACGUGGAUCUGCACGUCUAUGAAGUCCCAGUUGAAUACCAGACAGUGCAAAGGCUCAUUCCUGCGUUAUGGAAAAAGCACAGUCCACAACUGGUGGUUCACGUGGGUGUUUCGGGUAUGGCUACGACCGUGACUCUGGAGAAGUGCGGCCACAACGUGGGUUAUAAAGGCUUGGACAACUGCCGCUUCUGCCCAGGCUCUCAGUGCUGCGUGGAAGGAGGCCCCGAGUGCAUCGAUUCCAUUAUUGACAUGGACACAGUUUGCAAGAGAGUCUCAGCGCUGGGGCUGGACGUCACGGUCACUAUAUCGAAGGAUGCUGGCAGGUACCUCUGUGACUUCACUUACUACACGUCCUUAUACCAGAGUCGCGGGAGGUCGGCUUUUGUUCACGUGCCUCCUCUGGGAAAGCCCUAUACUGCAGAACAGCUGGGUCGGGCACUACAGGCUAUCAUAGAAGAGAUGCUGGAUGUUUUGGAGCAUUCUGAAGACAAAAUCACUUGUCAGCAUGAACACUGAAAGUGGGCAGAAGUUACCCUAGUAUUGCACUUCCAAAUCCUUCCCUGUUCCUGAAGUAACUGGGGAACCAGCCUGAAGCGUGGGGACCCAAGAACUGGAGACUUCAAAAAGGAAAAUCCCACUCCUAGAAAUGGACCUUUUCUUUCUUUUUUUUUCUCUGUCAAAUGUGUGCAUUUCAGCCUAGGCAACAAAGGAGUCAGAAUCUCUUCCUGGUAACACCUGCAACCCCUCAUAUGCGAAGCGACUGAAGUGUGUGUGCUGGGCUUGAUGCAGAGCGUCUGGCAGCCGAGUGACAGCUACCAACCAGUGUAACCCAGUGCAGAUGGAAGGGUUCUCACCUGGGCUUGGUGGUCAGGUGCAGGGAAUUGAUAACCCAGUCUUCUAAUGACUAGUUUUUAAGUUGAAAGGUUUGCUUUUGUUUUGUUGUGGGGUUUCUCCCCCCCUCUUUGGCCCAAGCGCUAGGUUAUGCUAUAAAGAGCUGGAAUGGUGUGGGAUUGUCUGUUGGACAACAGCGCUUGGUGGAGACGAGGAAUCUUGGGAAUUGCUGAGAUGGAAAAAUCCUUCAGGCACUGACUUCUUACCCCACAUUGUCCAAAUCCUCCCAGGGUCCUCUGUCACGUACUGGUUAACCAGUAGCUGCAGAUAGAAGGGCCGUGCUUUGGGUUCCUUCUGUGGCGGAGCAGGAGUUGGCUUUGGCUUCGUUUCUUGUACACAAGGAUGAGCCUGACUUGGCCAAAUA